Messenger RNA from Phycodurus eques (leafy seadragon), 922 nucleotides. Its product is annotated as solute carrier family 51 subunit beta. NCBI's taxonomy places the organism in Eukaryota, Metazoa, Chordata, Actinopteri, Syngnathiformes, Syngnathidae. Gene Ontology annotation, cellular component: plasma membrane. The transcript has 4 exons. The record is from RefSeq and is a predicted model, not a curated record. Gene Ontology annotation, biological process: bile acid and bile salt transport. Gene Ontology annotation, molecular function: transmembrane transporter activity; protein heterodimerization activity. Bases 55 to 765 code for a protein of 236 amino acids.
GCGGGCCGGCCCCGCGUCACGCUGCCGUGUCGCGAAGGGGCGGAGCUACAGUGGAUGUGCGACGGGGACACGCUGAUCAGCAGCGGCUCGCCGACGGCGCCCUCUGUGAACUGGUGGCGACUUGCGCCCGGCAAACACGAAGGAGCCGCCGAAGAAGAAGAAGAAAACCUCUGCAAACACAACACAUUCAGGCCGCGUCGAGCGUCGCCGGACGACGAGCGCGCGUCGGCGGGAGGAGGAGACGAGGAGGAGGCCACCGUGACGGAGCGACAGAAAGAAUAUCUGCGAUGGUUUUAUCGCGCCGAAGAUCCAACUGUGUGGAAGUUCGUGCUGCUGGGUUUGGCCUUCGUCUGCCUUCUGGUCGGCUUUCUCUUGCUGGGAAUGGGCGCCAUGGCUAGCAGGAACAGGAGGAAGAUCGGCAAGUACAAGGAGGCGGCGGCGGCGGCGGCCCACAAAGGCGAAGACCGGACGUGGCCGGGAGGCGACGACGACGGCGGCGUCGACUGCGGCGCGCGGACGCCGCGGAUGCCGACGCCCUGCAACGGCGACACCGGCGAGAUGAAAGCGGGCAGCAUCGUGGUGACGUGGAAGGACGGAAACACUUCGUGUUUGUACACCGACGCCCCGGUCGAGGACGAGCCCGAGGUCGAGGCCGAGGUCGAGCUGCCCCAGCCGAGCGAGGGCGACGACAAGGAGGAGGAAGAGGAGGAGGAGAUGAAGGAUGGGCCAGACACAUCAACGCGACCGACAACGACGUCUACUUGAACUUUGACAUUUUCACUUUAAAGCCUUUGAAGCGUCUGUGCAUUUACUUUAACUGACAGGAUGAUGACGAUGAUGAGGAUGAUGAUGAUGAUGAUUAUUAUCAGGUCACCACAGAUUAAUUGAAAUUUAAAAAAAAAAAAAAAAAACACUUGAUGGG